Molecule: messenger RNA, 894 nt
Organism: Dichotomopilus funicola
Lineage: Eukaryota; Fungi; Ascomycota; Sordariomycetes; Sordariales; Chaetomiaceae
Exons: 4
Coding region: 1-894 (297 amino acids)
Source: RefSeq, a predicted model, not a curated record
AUGGUUCGCAGGUUGCGGUAUUUGCCUCUGUUGAGUGGAAGCAGCUUAGUGCCGGCUCAGCACCUCUUCCACCGCAACGACAUGUAUGGAAGUCAUCCGGCCCUUCCACCUGACGUGACCGUAACCGUCACGGCCACGCACCUAGCUAGCCCAACCGGCGAUGGCAACGCUUGCGGCGUGUCCAUGGACCAACAGCACUACCGGUCCAAGUCCCCCUUGCACACAGAGCUGGCCCACUGGUAUUACUCCUCCCCGCAACUUCUCUACGUCUCUUGGUUGGAAUCAUACCACGCCGGUCUCGUAUCCAACCGUUAUCGGUACAGUCGGCACAGCCAUCGAGAGCGCGGAGCCCAUCGGUACCUCUUCGGUCCUCUGGGGAAACUCGACGCGUGUCACGGCCACUCAGCAACAUCCGACCAUACACCUCACCCGCACCGUGACAUCUUCUACGAUCGUCACAUCUACCACGGCGGGAACCCCAGUAUCCAGGCCCAGUCUUGGCACUGGGGCCAACUCUACUGUAGCUCAUACGGCCCUGGCGUCGUAUCAAUCUACUAUGACGUACCAGACCACCCUCCUCACUCAGUUCCCUUACUCUCUCCAAACAAUAUGACAACCACCGUCCGCACCAUCGCCUCCAACGACCCUAUUUUCAUAAGCACGUCCACCGCAAGCAGUAGUGACGGGGGAAGCGGAGACGGCUACGGCUAUGGAAGUUACACCUUUCUUCCCGUCUUCCCUUCUUCCGCAACUGAAGUGAGCGAUGCCGUAUCCGGAGAUCCGGUUCAAGUGAGCAGCAAGGCAACCACUAGUAUUGGGCCGAGUACAUUCGCGACGGAGACUAAGACGCUCAGAAGGACAAGUGUUACAGACGGAGGAUAUGGUGAAGAUUAG